ACUGCGAAAACUUAUGGUCUCGAACAUUGAGAAGUAGUACUCCAAUGGAAGUGGUGGUGGCACUUUUUGAGAGGUUUAGAAAUUGGAACAGGUUCAGGUUCGGUCUGCGCUCUCAAAAAAUGAAAGACAGAGCCCUUCCCUGAGCUGUUGGAUACAGUGGAGUGGUGAGUGUCUUUGUUUCUCAUUUCUCACCUCAUUACUUAAACGACACCGUAUCUUAAUUCCUCUCUCUCUCUCUCUCUCUCUCUCUCAUUCGCCAUGAUCGGCUUUAGAAAACCCAGAUUAACAACAUUCACAUUUUUCGAUGUCAACCUUAAACCCUCACUAAACCCUAGAUUUCACACCACAAAACCCAAACUUCCCUCAAAAUCCACCAUCAAAGAAGCCCAAUCCGCAUUACUAGAAUAUCUUCAUUCCACAAGAAGCUUGCAGUUCUUAGACGCAGACAACAUGUGCAAAAACUCACCUUUUUUCCUUCAAAAUCUCGUCCAGGAAACCCUAAAAAACGAUAAAUCCUUAAACACCAAGCGCUCAAUUUCUCGCUACCUGCGUUACCACCCUAUCAACGAAUUCGAACCCUUUUUCGAGAGUUUGGGUUUGAAGCCUUCUGAAUACGCACCUUUUCUUCCCCGCGGCAUGAUUUUUCUUUACGAUGAUACCCUUUUGAUGGAAAAUUAUCACAUUUUGUGUAACUAUGGUGUUCCUCGAUCCAAAAUGUGGAAGUUUUUCAAACUAGCGCCUCAAGUUUUUCGCUUUGAAAAUGGGGUUUUGAAUUCGAAGCUUACGGCUUAUGAAAACUUGGGUAUUGGAUCUUCCAUUUUAGUGGAUGCUAUUACUGUUAGUCCAUGCCUUUUGGUUGGUGAUGUUAAUGUUGAAUUUGUUAAGGUUGUGGAGAAGUUGAAGAGUAUUGUUUCCAAAUGUGGUGAUGGUGACAGUUGUUGGAUAGAGUGGCAUUUUUUGGAUGAGGCUUCUUGCAAUUGGGGCUUCAUGCUUGAGGUUUUGUGUUUGCUUUCAAAUGUUGAUUUUAGUGAGGAACAGUUGGCUGAGAUUAUUCGUCGUCGUCCUUGUGUUGUUUUCGAGGAAUCGGGUGGUACUACACUCUCCAUGAUUGGCUUUUUGAUGAAAUUUGGAUUGUCUGUGAACCAAAUUGCUCUCGUGUUUCUCGAGUUUCCGCAGAUUCCGAUGGUCAAUUUUUUCGCCAACUUGAGGCGGUGCUUUCAGUUGCUUACACAAAUUGAGAUGGAAGCUGCAGAGAUUGGAAAGAUUUUUCAGUCUCACACAUUAUUUGUAGGUUCCUUUACUCUCAAGACAACAAAGAGUUUGCUCGGUUGCUUGAAUGUUGGGAAGCGGCGUCUCUGUAAAAUGGUGCAGGAUAAUCCUCAUGUAAUGAAAAAUUGGGUUCUUGGAAGAAAAGUUCAGCCUUUAGUUAGCACAAAGGAAGCGGAAGAAGAGAAAUCGAGGGCGCGGAAGAUGGAGUUCUUGACGAGCUUAGGAUAUGUGGAAAACACGAAACAAAUGAAUUCUGCGAUUAAAGUUUUCAGAGGUAAGGGAGCUGAGCUUCAGAAGAGAUUUGAUUUUAUUGUUAAAGCUGGUUUGACGCGUGAGGAUGUUUGUAGAAUGAUUAGAGUUUCGCCUCAGAUUCUUAAUCAGAAUACAGAUAGGGUCAAGAUGAAAAUUGAGUAUCUUGUUAAGGAAGGAUAUUCUGUAUCAGAUUUAGUGACUUUCCCAUCUUAUCUUUCAUAUACACCUAUAAGAUUUAAGCUUAGGAUGUCAAUGUAUAACUGGCUCAAAGAACAAGGAGCUGCAGAGCAAGGGCUUGCUUUGAGCACCAUAAUUGCAUGCACAGAUAAAGUAUUCAUACAACAGUAUGUAAAUCGUCAUCCAUCUGGCCUUCAAGUUUGGGAAGAUUUGCAGAAAGAAAUUCAAUCUGAAGACGAAUGAAUCAUAGUCAGUUCUGGCAUGCUUAAUGAUGGUUUAAUCUGGCAAUUUCUUUUACCAAUUGAACUGAAAUUGGUAUUAAGAAAAAGAAGUUUUAAAGAGGUCAGCGACAGCAAUUUGGGCCAUGAUAUCAAAGUUUUUUAUGUCUUUGUUCCUGCAAUGUGACUGCAAUUGAAGCCGCAUUAGACGCAGUUGACUACAAUUUUUUUUGCAAUAACAAGAAUUGCAAAACCAUUGCAAUUGCUGACACGAAACCAAUGGGGACAACUAAAGAAUAGCAGCAUUCAUGAGCAAGCAGCAUAGAUACACCAUCUUCACUGAAUGUAUAUGCUCACUUGCCUCGAGGACAUUGGAGAUUACAAUUCAUGUGGUUCUGAUCCAAAGUCAGGGGACCCAUAUUCAUGAGAAACUGUAUUAUUUUUUUUAAUAAUUGUAAACUGUAUAACCAAGUUCAUUGAGUUAUAGGCUAUCAACAUUAACAUGACUCAUUUUUCCCCACCAUAGGAGAAAAAUACAUGGAUUCAGGUUCUCUGCGAUCACCAAAUUUUGACAAUUGAUAAAAGAUCGAAUGAUCAUAUUUCGAGCUGUAUUUCAAAUUUAAUUCAAUUUAUUGAUUGAAAACAUGUCUGUUCAGACAGAAAA
Messenger RNA from Cicer arietinum (chickpea), 2580 nucleotides. RefSeq names its product transcription termination factor MTEF18, mitochondrial-like. The record is from RefSeq and is a predicted model, not a curated record. Gene Ontology annotation, biological process: regulation of DNA-templated transcription. Lineage: Eukaryota; Viridiplantae; Streptophyta; Magnoliopsida; Fabales; Fabaceae. Gene Ontology annotation, molecular function: double-stranded DNA binding.